AUGUCUGCAAAUCCUGGUAACUCUUUGAAAGCACUAUCGCCUACUCCCCCAGAACGUGGAUCUUUCCCACUAGAUCAUGACGGUGAUUGUACCAAACAAAUGCAAGAAUAUUUGAGUUGUAUCAAGUUAGUUAAGGGGGAGAAUGCUCCCAAUUGCAGGCUACUAGCUAAGGAAUAUUUGAAAUGCAGAAUGGAUAACAAACUUAUGGACAGAGACGAUUGGAAGCAUUUAGGGUUACCUUCUGAUAAGAAAGAAGCAAAUGAUGUAACUAAAGAGACUACUCCAACAUCAGGACAGUAG
Molecule: messenger RNA, 300 nt
Organism: Kluyveromyces lactis
Lineage: Eukaryota; Fungi; Ascomycota; Saccharomycetes; Saccharomycetales; Saccharomycetaceae
Gene: COX19
Product: Cox19p
Exons: 1
Coding region: 1-300 (99 amino acids)
Biological process (GO): mitochondrial respiratory chain complex IV assembly
Cellular component (GO): mitochondrial intermembrane space
Source: RefSeq, a predicted model, not a curated record